AGUCACUGUUCCCGGAAGCGAUUGAAGAUCGAUGGAGCAGAACAAGAUUUUGCGUGACAGCCGGAAAAGGCCACAUGACUAUCACUCGUUUCUCUCUGAGUUUGAAAGUUCAGUCGUCAGGGAUAUAGAGAAGCUCUUCAAUAAGAAAUUCUCCUUCCAGAAGCCAGAGGGUAGCCAGUGGGUCCUGCCUGAGGCCCAUGACGCACCCUCGGAUCAGCUGCAGCUGUCCAAAGAGCUGGAGUCACUGAAGGUGUCGCUGAACCGUGUGAAGGACCAGCUGGGUGACAAGGACCUGGAGAAGUGGCACCCACACACCAGAUCCACCAACUGGGCCGGCAGGAUCAUCUCGCGGGUCCGGCAGAGCGUCAAUGCGGAGCUGUGCACCCAGGCCUGGUGCAAGUUCUAUGAGGUCUUGGGCACUUUCCCCGUGCUGCCAGAAGCAGCCUGUCAGGACGGGAAGCUGAACUCAGUGCACCUGUGUGAGGCCCCUGGCGCCUUCAUCACCAGCCUCAACCAUUACCUGUGCAACAACUAUCCUUCGUGCAAGUGGAACUGGGUGGCAAAUACCCUCAACCCCUACCACGAGGGCAAUGACAUGGGCACCAUGAUUGCAGACGACCGCCUGAUUGUGGGCACUCUGUCCCGGUGGUACUUUGGUCCCGACGACACGGGUAACGUGAUGGACCGGCGGCACCUGGAGGGCCUGAUUGAGUUCACCCGGGACAAGGGCAUGGAGAGCAUCCACCUGGUGACAGCAGACGGCAGCGUCGACUGCCAGGAUGACCCGGGCGAGCAGGAGGCGCGGGUGGCUCCCCUGCACUACUGCGAAGCAGUCACUGCCCUGCGGCUGCUGGGCCAAGGGGGGUCGCUGGUGCUGAAGAUGUUCACUCUGUUUGAACGGCCCUCGGCCUGCCUGAUCUAUCUGCUCAACUGCUGCUUCGAGCAGGUGCACGCCUUCAAGCCAGCUACCAGCAAGGCAGGCAACUCCGAGGUGUACAUCGUCUGCCUCGGCUACAGGGGCCAGCCGGCGCUGGGCACUCACCUGGAGGAGCUGGAGCAGGCCUUCGGCCCGGGGCUGGCCCGGGACUCUACACUGGCCCGCUCCGCCUUGCCACCUACCUUCCUCACGCAGCUGGAGAACUGCUGCCGCCUCUUCCACGACUACCAGACCGCCACCAUCAAGGAGAACCUCCGACUUUUCGCUGGCUCCACUCCCCGGGAGUCUGACAGACUGAGACAGCGGCGGGACUGUGCCGCCAAGUACUACCUGCGCCACUUCCGGCUGAGGUCGCUGUACCGCGACCAGUGGGUGUUGAGGGAGUACCUGCCGGAUUUGGGGCUGAUGGGCCAGUUCACUGACCAGAACAAGAGGCAGCAGGCCGGCUCCCACAACCAGAUGCGGGCACUUGCUCAGCAGGGCUGGCGGGAGCGGCUGUGCCAAGGGCCUCUGUGGCGCAAGGUGGUGGCCCACUGCGGCGGCUUCUCGACCGGCGCCCCUCCCCUGCUGGAGGGGCAGGACGAGGCUCCAGGCUGCCACUCCUGGCGUGUACUGGAAGCCCAGGGACUCACCAGUCUGGCCAGUUCCCCCUUUUGCGAGGCGGAGCUGCUACACAGCCUGAAUGAGUCGUUGGAGGCAACGGACGCAGGCUCGGCUCUGGUUACCUGUCAUUCCUGCAGCCCCCUCUCCCCGAAACAGGUGUUGACCCAGUUGAACAAGGUUGCGGAGCCUCUGGGCGUCUCCCUCGAUCGCCUGGUGGUGCUGGGGGGUCUGGAGUCGCUGGAUCUCGGUGAGCUGCCAACCAGCUACCCGAGUCUGUCCGUACCACUCCCUCCGUGUUCACGGCUCCACGACGGAGAUCCCCGCUACCAGUGCUGGCUGCUGGAGGCCGUACUGAAGGUGCUGGCAGAGAGCACCAAGGGCAGUGCCUUCGUCUUGCCCCUCCGUUCCGCCUUCACCCGCUUCACUGCUGGCCUGGUGUUGGCGCUCAGCCAUUGCUUCCGCGGCCUGUCGUUUGCGUGGCCCUUCACAGACUCUGGUCCAGCCUGCCCAGUCGUACUGCUGGGCACCGGCUUCCGCCAGCCUCCCUCUGAGCUGCUGGAGUUUCUGCAGCAGCUGAGUCAGCGCCUGUCCCAACUGGCAGAGCUGCAACCACAGGCUGGGGCCGGGGCAGGGCUGGGGCAGCAGGUGCUGCAGUUUGUACCCACGGAACUGCUGCUCAGUGGCUGCCUGCCCAAGUUCCUCAGUGCGCUCAACGUUGCCGUUUGCAGGUAUAGGCUUCACCUGGCCGUUCAGGAGGCCGAGGCCUAGGUCACCGGGGCUUCCCGGCCCGUGGUGAUCGCACA
Molecule: messenger RNA, 2343 nt
Organism: Mobula hypostoma (lesser devil ray)
Lineage: Eukaryota; Metazoa; Chordata; Chondrichthyes; Myliobatiformes; Myliobatidae
Gene: cmtr2
Product: cap methyltransferase 2
Exons: 2
Coding region: 32-2308 (758 amino acids)
Biological process (GO): 7-methylguanosine mRNA capping
Cellular component (GO): nucleus; cytoplasm
Molecular function (GO): methyltransferase cap1 activity
Source: RefSeq, a predicted model, not a curated record